CAUUCACCAAUCAAUCUACUCUCUCUUCUGCUUGUCAUGUGGUUGGCUGCUAAUUGUCAAUUUUAUUAUCAAUAUGCUAACUGUAUUGAGAAUAUCUAACAGCCACUCACAAAGGAAUCUACUCUCUCUUCUGUUUGUCGCCAACCAAAUCAAUCUGCAAUUCAAUCUCCAUCCCCCCACCUCUUCUUCACCCUCUGCUGUGCACGCAGACAGAUACUCAUGGAAGACGCGGUGCUAUCAGCCUUUUCACAGGUCAUAUUCCAGACUGUACUUGAUUCGCUGCUGAAGGAGCUGAGAUCGCACCGUGGACUUCAGAAAGAAUUGAGGAAUCUCACAACCACUGUCCAAAUGAUUCAAGCUGUCCUCAAGGAUGCGGAAGAAGGAGAGCAGAAAGAAAAUGCAGCGAAAUUGUGGCUUGAUGAGCUUAGGGAUGUUGCAUAUGAUGCGAUUGAUGUGUUGGAUGAAGUUGCUACAGAAGCUCAACGCCAGCAGUUGAUCCCAUGCGCGCAGGUACGCAACUCCUUAUCUGUAGUUAACCCCAAGCGUUUUCAGUUUAGGCAUGGGAUAUCCAAUAAGAUCAAAGAAAUAGAGCAGAGGCUGGAAUUUGUUCGAAAAAGGCAGCAUGCACUCGGCUUAAGACGGGCAGAUGUUUCAAGGCAUCAUGGGGAGGGCAGCGAACUCCUUCAGACCACCUCAAUGAAUUCAACAGAUGCUUUGGGUCGGGAACAUGAUAAACAGAGAAUUGUUGAGAGGUUGACAUCAUCAGAUGGGGUGGUCGAAGCUGGAAUUUCGGUACUUCCUGUACUUGGGAUGGGCGGUCUGGGCAAGACGACACUCGCUCAGCUAGUCUACAAUGAUGAGAUUGUGGAAAAGCAUUUUGAAUUGAGGUUAUGGGUUCAUGUGUCCCGUGAUUUCAAUGUUGUUAAGCUUACCAAAGCCAUAAUAGAAUCCAUAGAUAGUUUUGUAUGUGAUAACACCAACCUAGACACUCUUCAGAAACAUCUUCAGAAGAAACUAAAUGGGAGGAGAUACCUGCUCGUCUUGGAUGACGUUUGGAAUGAAAGCCUGCAAGAGUGGAAGAGGCUGAGAGUCCCCUUACUGUCUGGGGCAAGAGGAAGUAAGAUAUUGGUGACUACAAGGAUCAAGGAAGUCGCAGAAAUGAUGGGCACCACAACUUACAUUUUGCAUGGUUUAUCAGAUGAUGACUGCUGGUCUUUGUUUUGCCAGUAUGCAAUGGGCCAUUACACACAUUCAUAUUCCUAUCUAGAUAAGAUUGGGAAAGAAAUUGUGAAGAAGUGCAACGGAUUGCCUUUAGCAGCAAUAGCUAUGGGUCAUAGGCUGAGCAAGGUAACUGACUGGAGCAAGUGGGAAAGUAUUCUACAAAAUGAGAGGUGGGAAUUCUCUGGUGGGAAUAGUGACAUUUCGCGAGCUGUUGGUUCGAGCUAUCAGCAAUUGCCUGCACAUCUCAAGCCAUGUUUUGCAUAUUGUUCCAUAAUUCCAAAAGGUUUUGUGUUUGAGAAGGAGUUCAUAGUCCAACUGUGGAUGGCACAGAAUUUUAUUCAGCCCAGAGGAGGAGAACGGAUGGAAGACAUAGGUUCCAGCUACUUUGAUUCGCUUGUGCAAUGGUCAUUCUUCCAGCUCUCACAUUUUGACUAUAAGAGUGGCCAACCUAGAUACACGAUGCAUGAUCUUAUUCAUGACUAUGGACAACAUGUGUCGGCAGGGGACUGUUGUACUAUGGAGCUUGGCAAACAAUACGAUUUCUCUGAAAAGACUCGGCACUUGUCAUUGAUCUAUGACCAGUUUGUAAGGAAUGACUCCACGCACUCACGUUCAUCUACUCAAAGGAGUAUAUUUGAUACACUUUAUGGAUUGAAGGGUUUGUACACACUUCUACUUGUCAGGAAUUCCACAUCCGAUAGCUUGAUAAUCCCUGAUAACUUUGGUGUGAAAUUGGGAAGCCUGCGUACUUUGGAUCUGAGCAAUUCUGGCCUGAGUGUUCUACCAGAAUCAAUCGGUGAUUUGAAGCAUCUUCGGUGCCUCCAGCUUCGAAACACAAAUAUUACAAGGCUGCCAGAAUCAGUGGGUUGCCUUUACAACCUUCAAACUUUGGGGCUUCGAAAUUGUUAUUACCUUGAAGACUUGCCUGUGGACAUGAAAAAUCUGCGAAAGCUAAGGCACCUUGAUCUGCAUCUUGAUGAUGAUUCGCUGAUGAUGGCGCAGGAAGCUAUGCCUAGAACACACAGGUUAAGAUCGAUGCCACCAGAAAUAGGACUACUACGCGAUCUCCAAACAUUGUCGAGAUUCAUCGCAAGUACAAAGGCUGGUUGUGGGGUAUCAGAGUUGCAGGACUUGAAUGACAUCCAUGGGGAAUUUCUCAUCUCAAACCUCCAACUUGUUCCAAGUGCAGAAGAACCUGUGAAGGCACAUUUAGCAAGCAAGCAAUACAUUCAGAAGUUGGAGUUACGGUGGAGUUAUGCUAUGGGAGUUGGACAGCAAGUUCUAGCCAGUCUCCAACCUCACACUAACCUCAAAGAGCUUGCAGUUGUAGGCUACGGUGCCACAAUAUUUCCAUCUUGGAUGGGAUCUUCUUCCUUUUCAAAUCUAGUGACUUUAAGGCUCUCUGAUUGCAAGAACUGUGAAACUCUCCCACCUCUUGGACGGUUGCCUAUGUUGAGAGAUCUUUAUAUAAAAGGCAUGGACGGAGUGAAGCUUGUAAAUUGUGCAUUUUGUGGCGGCCACGGCAAUAGGACCUUUCCAUCUCUCCAAAAGCUACAUUUUGAGAGCAUGCGCAGCUUGCAGGUAUGGGAUGGAAAUGAUGGCUGUGAACUCCCUUGCCUUCGUGAGCUUGUUAUUAAGGACUGCAUUGAUUUGCGGCAGCUCAUCCACAAUCUUCCUUCCUUGAAAAUAUUAAGGAUGCAAGGUUCCCCAUGGUUGAUUGGCUUGCCAAGGUUCCCGUCACUUCAUUCCUUGGAAGUGAAGGCGAGUGGUGACUGGAUUUGGAAGUCAUGGCCCUGUCUUGCUUCACUCUCCUCCCUCACCCUCUGUUGGUUGCCAACAAGUACCUUUCCCUCAGGACUACUUAGCAGUCAUGCCUCUUUACGUCGCCUGGAAAUCAGUCACUUGGACCAAUUGUUAUCAUUGCCCGAUGAUGGGCUUCCUAGAGGCCUUGUCUAUUUUGGAAUUAAGCACUGUCCUCAGCUUAAGUCUCUGCCCAAUGGACUUCAAGAACUUGAAGCAUUAGAAGAAUUGGAAAUUCAUGAUUGUGAGCAGCUUACACACUUACCAGAAGGGCUCAGGAACCUAAACUCUCUCAUUCGCCUUGCGAUAUCAGACUGCCCAGGUCUCCGGUCCUUGCCAACUGAUGGUCUUCCCCCUUCUGUUGAGUUUUUGAGCAUCAACAACUAUCCUAAUCUCCAUUGAAGUGCCAAGUUGGAGAUCAAGACUGGCCAAAGAUCAUGCACAUCUUCUUGGGGUUUGAUAAACAGCCCAUGGUUUCUUCCUUUUGGCUCUGAUGUAUCAUUCAUGGAUGACACAUUGAUCCAGGCCAUGAAACCAAGAUGAGGAAGCCAAGGACUGAGCCCAAGAUUGCAAACAUCAUCUUAGUGUGAAUAGGCAAAGAACUGGUAGUUUCUGCCACUCAGCUCCAGCAUACAAUGUCGGUGGAUAUCCAAGGUUAAGGCACAUAUCAAAUCGCUUCAUUGUUUUGCUUCAGGAAGAAAAGAAAAUUCAUUGUGGCCUUGGCUUAAUAUUGCAAUUUACUGGAUUAAGUAUAAUAAAACAUGUAAAUUUGCUUACAUUGUUUUUUAUAGGUCUAUAUUGAAAAAUAACCAGCAGUAGUGAUUAUGGAGCUCAACUUCAUCUUUCAUACUUUGUGAGCUCUGGAUAUCUGAAAGUUGAUAUGCAAUCCUUAUUUAUCAUGAUUAUCAAGUG
Elaeis guineensis (African oil palm) is the source of this 3933-nucleotide messenger RNA. RefSeq names its product putative disease resistance protein RGA3. NCBI's taxonomy places the organism in Eukaryota, Viridiplantae, Streptophyta, Magnoliopsida, Arecales, Arecaceae. Gene Ontology annotation, molecular function: ADP binding. The record is from RefSeq and is a predicted model, not a curated record.